This is a messenger RNA of Frieseomelitta varia, 1157 nucleotides long. RefSeq names its product enoyl-CoA hydratase domain-containing protein 3, mitochondrial. Lineage: Eukaryota; Metazoa; Arthropoda; Insecta; Hymenoptera; Apidae. Gene Ontology annotation, cellular component: mitochondrion. The coding region runs from base 139 to 1020 and encodes 293 amino acids. Gene Ontology annotation, molecular function: hydro-lyase activity. The transcript is spliced from 6 exons. The record is from RefSeq and is a predicted model, not a curated record.
AUUAUCAUUAUUUUGCAUAGUAUUGUUUCAAAUCAUCAUUACCGUCGUACUAUAUAUGUUCUUUAAAAGUUUAAAAAAUAUCAGAAACAUAAUAUUACUAUUUUGCAAAGAUAUUAGUGCAAAAAGAAUUAACGCAAAAUGUUAAGAUUUAUGAGGAAAGAAAUUCUUAUUUGUUUCCAGGUAAAAAAAUGCAAUACGAGAACUUUUUAUAUAAAUAGAAUGUUGCGUUCAGAAGAAAAGUAUCUAGAAAUUAAGGAAGAUAAUGGAGUAAGGACAUUGAUAUUGAAUCAUCCUGCAUCUCGUAAUUCGUUAUCUUUGAAAAUGUUGGAGUCUUUAUUAACAAAUAUUAAAAAGGAUGAAGAUAAUAAAGAUCUUCGGUCUAUAGUUAUCAAAUCUGGAUUAGAAAAAGUAUUUUCUGCUGGGCAUAAUAUAAAGGAACUGACUGGUAACAACGAGAAUCUUCACAAGGAAAUCUUUGAAACAUGCUCAGAGUUGAUGCGAGCAAUGACUCAAAGUCCUGUUCCUAUAAUUGCUGCUGUAGAUGGUAUAGCAACUGCAGCUGGUUGCCAGUUGGUUAUUGCAUGUGACAUUGCUAUUUGCACUGAGAGAAGUUCAUUUGCUACACCAGGAGCCAAUAUUGGAAUAUUUUGUUCUACACCAGGUGUUCCCUUGGUUCGAAAUGUACCUAAGAAGAUUGCAACGUAUAUGCUGUUCACAGGUUUUACCAUUAGUGGUAAAGAAGCAUAUGAAGCAGGGCUUGUCAGCAAAGUUGUACCAAAUGAUAAAUGUGAAGAAGAAAUUGAAAAGAUUACUGCAUCUAUAAACAUGAAGAGUCGUUCGGUUGUUCAUGUUGGGAAAACAUUUUUGUAUGAACAAUUAGAUCUUGAUAUAUUAACUGCAUAUUCCUUGGGAACUGAAAAAAUGAUUAAUUGCUUAAAAAUGAAAGAUGCUCAGGAAGGAAUCACAAGUUUCAUUGAAAAACGAAAACCUGUUUGGUCUCACGGUUAUGAAAAAAAUUAAUAUGGACUGAUAUAUGGAGAUUAUAUGUUACAAAUUUUCAAUAAUUAAAUGGUUUUUGUUACUUUUAUGGAAGAUGUCAUAAGUAUGUGACUACUUUUAUUGUAUUUUUAUAUUAAACUGUUAUAAUUUUCACAUAA